UGGAACAAGAAUAUAUAAUUAAAAUCGACGUAGAUAAAACAAGCAAAAAAUGGGAGGGUCCUCAUCAUCUCCUGCACAGAAGGGGGCUUCCUCAAGUCGUGGAAAGACUGGUGGACCGGGCGGACUUAGCGGCGCGACAAGUAGAUCUUCCCCUAUGAAGACUAAGACUUCUGCUGCCACUGCUCCAGCUACGAAAAAAAUGAACGGGCUGCGGCAUCUGAAGAAAGCGUCGAACUCGAAGAGACCCACUUCCAGCAGCAAGGUCGUGCGAAGAAAGACGACGAACUCGAACGCCAUGACAAUCCAGGUUCGGAAACAAGUGAAGAAGAGUUCCGAGAAAAAGAAAAAAACCGCAAGUAUGAAGUCGAAAGCUCCUGGGCCCGUGACUAGAAGUGAUCGCUCUAGUAUGAGUACUAGCAGGAAGAAAAAGAAACCAGUCAAUAAACUGCCAGAUAAGAAAGUACAACCUUCAUCAGCCCUUAAGAGAAAGUCGGACCUUCAUAAAGUAAAAGUUUCCAAAGGUCCAGCUCCAGCGGCCCGCGGGGGCCUACUACGCGCGACAGCAUCGGGUAAAGUGCCAGGCUUCAGUGAAGCUGAGGAAGGACAAUGGAAAGGCCCGUUUUUCUUCGUCCAAAUGGCUGAUACGCAGGUAAGUACUUGCUUUUAGGAUUAGAAGGCCAGCUCAUAUUUGUAAAUAUCCCACUUCUGUCAGGUUACUGCUUGUUGUUACGGUUUUCUUUUCUUGUUCCGCAGACGACUCAUCACAAGCACAAUACGAAUUUUCACAACCGUUUGCACUGAUUUUUUUUGAAUUUUCCAGCUGGGCAUGACUGACACUCUUGCGCCAAAGAAACUCGUGGCCGAAGGCUAUAACCGAAAGCAAUUGUUCGAAGCCGAGCUGGAUUUACGGCUCUGAAUCUGAAGUGGAUCUUGAUGUAGCACUCGAUAUAGAUUUAUUCUGUGACAGUGCUGGUCCUGCUGACCUCUGCCUCUAACCCGUUGCUUUUUCUUGUUUUGAUGUCUUUGCAUGUCCAUCGCUACUAACUAGUGGAAAAGCUCUACUAGUUUUUAUUGUUGGUCGAAGCUGCUUCUCGUCUAAUCGAAAUGCUGCGUUGCGCAGUGAAGACCAUAAAUCGGAUCCAGCCUGCAUUCGUGCUUCUGUGUGGUGACAUAGUGAACGCUUACCCCAGUUCCGCGCUACCCCCACAUCUUUUGAAGCCGACCCCCUCAAUUCCAAGCUCUGCACCACCACCGACAAGUAUUUUCUCGUCUUCUAGCACCAAGGAUAGGAAGCAAGAAAUGGAAAAAGCAGUGCGCGAAGCGGAAAAGGCUGCACUCGCCGUUAGUUCUCCUAGUUCCACCAAAAGCGCGGCUGCCGUUGCAUCGAAUUCCACCCGCGACUCAUCCACCAGCAUGAACGCCAUCAUAGAAGGAGCUCGGAAGAAGCGGCAAGAACAGAUCGAUGCUUGCCAGGAAGUGAUGACGGAAAUUGAUUCAAGGAUACCACUCCUUUUUAAGGCACCAUGGAUACUCGCAGUCGAUAAUCUACUGAUAUUCGAUUAUAACACAGGCUCUCCGACGAGAUAAGUAGCACUAGCUGGAAGCUUCAUUGGGACGAAGAACCCAUACGCAAAAGAUGAUAGAUAUUUUCAGUUGAGGGGUAGGCAUUAUGGCCAUGAAUGAUACGAGGCAAAGACGUACUUAGAGGAAAGAAUGCACACCAAUGAUGAGCUCGAAUUGUCGUUGUUGCGGUAAUCACGACAUGGGCGACCGACCGAAUUUCACGUCGGUGAAAGAGUACCGGAAAACAUGGGGCCACGACUAUUUCUCGUUCUGGGUGAAGGGGGUGUAUUGCCUGGUAUUGAACUCCCAACUGUUCAAAACACCGGAGUUGAUUCAAAACGAGAAAAAGAAGCAGGAUAAAUGGGUACCUACUUCAAUUGCUUAAGUAGAAGAUUUUUAGUCUAUUUACACAUCUGUUUAAUUAUUUCGUAAUUUUUUCGUCUGGCUACGACAGGAGGGACAGUCGCUGUAUUUGCUGCACUAGUCGAGUUUCUAUCAAUACAAAAGACCGGAUGACGAAUUGCAUCGAUACAAUUGUAUACUACUAUGUAUAUUGCUUCAUCUCUCUUAGUACUAACUAGGUAAGUUGCUCACGAAGAGGAAGGAGCCCUUCAAGAUUUUGUUUGAUUCAAUCUAGUAGAACAAGUACUACGUGGAAGCCCACAAUAGAACAACCCACAACUACAUCAACUUGUUUCACAGCUCGCUGCGUGUCUGAGCGAACGCAGAGGGAAACCUGCCAAAAGCAUGGUUUGCUUUACACACAUAAGUCCCUUUAUUAAGAACCAAGACGAGCCAAGCGGAUACUUCAACUGGAAUCAGUCUGAUCGUGCGGAGACGCUUGCAGCUCUCGCGUCAGUUGGGUGCCGUGCAAUAUUUUCGGGCCACUACCACAGAAACGCGGUAGCAACUUUUGUUGCUUCAGCACCUGCUGCCUCGUCGUCAUCUUCAACAGGAGAACAGAGACGGACCAUGGAAGUGGUCACGACUGGAGCGGUAGGAGUGAAUCUGCUGACCGAACCAGGUGGCGACCCACUAGUUAAGGCUGGUUGACGAGCUGCUUUCUGUAAUUUUUCUUCAUCAAAAAUAUUUCGUGGACUACAGAAGUACUGGGACCAAGAAGAUCGCUCUGAAAAUUGUGUAGUCAGUGAGCAUCGCCAUCACUAACACAUCGACAGUCGUACCUGUACGAUUGUAGCAAAAUAUUACGUUCCUUCUUCACUAACCACUUGCUUCCACAUCCACUUGUACUUGAUUAUCUACCGCUAUCCGAAGCUCCCGCUAAUAUAUGCUUGACUGGCGUCGGAGAAGGCGUGCUUGACAAAGAGUCCUGUGGCUUUCGCCUAGUGAAAUUCGACGACGAGGGAAACGUGUCGCAUGACUGGAAGACAUUCAUAGAGCUGGAAGGUGUGACCGACGUUGCUUUACUUUGAAGUGGUAUUGCAUGCCGCUAAUGAAUUUGAGCAGUACCAGAAGUACAAGUACUAGAAUCUUUUGCAAAAGCAAAAAUACCGACUUGGACUUGGCCAUCGGAUUCUUUUUUUAUCUUACCUUCUUGAUAAUUCGCACAACUACAACCAGCAUAUAACGUCCUUAUACAAAGACCACUUUGACUUUUCGCGUGGUCUCGUAACCCCCUCUUGGCUUUGGAAAGAUUGGAGUCGAACUCCAUUUCUGGAACUACAAUUACCUUCUUAAUAUAUCAUCUUGCUUUUAGAUGCCCAUAUGCGCCUUCAGCUCAAGUUAAAAAUGUACCUCUGCCUUUGCACUGUAAAAAUGUAAGUGAUCAAGUUAUUUUGCGUUUUUUACUGCGUGCCCGUGGCUUACGAUUUUGGAACAAGUGACUCAAUGAUUCCUCGUGUAUACCUUUCCGCGGACUUGGAGUCGAGAGCAUGUUUUGCUGCAUCAUGACCACCAGUUUUAUUGUGUAGUGCAUUAGACCUCCCACAUCCAGGUCCAGGAGGUGGAGGAGCGAACAUGAUGUUGACUGAGCACGAGAAGCAAGUAGAAUAUAUAAUGCGAUUCUCCGUAACUUUAUCAUGUACGUUUGUUGAUUAGGUGGAUUCCUAUUGGCAUUAUUUACAACUACCUUUUUUGUAGUUCUUGUAUCCAGCAACACAUUCUGCUCCGAGCUAAGCUGCACUUAAGCAUCAUUUCCUUCUUUCUGUGUUUGCAUGUUUCGUUUGUGUCCUGAUUUACAAUUACAUUACCUAGCGACAGUUAGGAUCAUUCUUAUGAAGAUAGAAAAUUUUUUAUUAGGAUCUUCAUGGAGCAGGAGGAAGAGGAUCUUCUUCUUGUUCAUCUUGCUUCACACUAAUGAUGUUGACAAUGUACUUUACAUUGUUUUUCAAGUUCAACAGACUACUGCUGUAAUCUUGAACGAAGUACUAGCUACUAGUAGUUGCUCCACUCUACCAUCCUCAAGGUCUGACUGGGCGUUCAACAGUGCUACAAAGAUAGCAUGUUGAUGCUUAUGAAAGGGAAAUAAAGGCAUAUUCAUUAAUACAUCAAAUAACAAAUACUGGCUCUGGCACGGAUCGAUAUUUUAUCGAUGAUUCUUUGCUUCUUACGCCACGAAAGCUAAUGUGCCCUCGAGUCGACUAGUGAAACCAAGCCACGCCGUUCGUUGCAGUUUUGAUUUUGUUCUGGAGUCGUGUCCUGUCGCGUUGUGGAG
Messenger RNA from Amoebophrya sp. A25, 4237 nucleotides. The record is from the annotation of a GenBank genome assembly. NCBI's taxonomy places the organism in Eukaryota, Dinophyceae, Syndiniales, Amoebophryaceae.